This is a messenger RNA of Rubroshorea leprosula, 802 nucleotides long. The record is from the annotation of a GenBank genome assembly. Lineage: Eukaryota; Viridiplantae; Streptophyta; Magnoliopsida; Malvales; Dipterocarpaceae.
GCUUGUUUAAAGGUGUAAGCAGAACAAUGGUCAAGAACUUUAUCAAUUCCACCUUCCCUGAGGGGGACUUGAGGAAAGCGAGGGAAGAGGUGGACCUAAAUGGUGGAGUUGGGGUUGUGCGUCAUGCCCUUGAGCGCAACAAGCUCGUAAAGGAAAAUGACGAGCUGAGUAAACAGAAGGAGUCAGCUAAGCAAAAUUUUGAUAGCUUAACUUCCGAACUCGAGAAGUUUAGAGGGGAGUUAGCAACUGCAAAGAAGGUUGCCAAGCUCGUCAACAAGAAGAAGAAACUUUGUGAGGAUGAGCUUGAUAAGAGGGACAAGGAGCUGGAAGAGUCUAGCACAUUCUCGGAGAUAGUUGACCUCCAUAGGCUCCCUACCAUGGUUUUGGCUUUUACCAACUAUAAGAAAAUGGUAAAAGCCCAGCAUCCUAAGGUGGAUGUGACAUCAAUCACAUUUGGACCUCAAGAGUGGGGAGUGGAAGAGGAUGAAGAGAGUAAAAUUGCUAACUUUCAUCCCGAGGUGAAACUAAAAUGGAACCGAGAUGAAAGUGGAUGGAUUGUUUAUCCUUCUGAGUUGGAGUAUGAGUUUGGGGUCGAGGACGAGGAGGCUGAGGCCGUGGGCAAUCCAGAGGUUGGGGACAACAUCCAGAACCAAUAAGUGGACCAAGAGCACCAAAUCAUAGAUUAACCUCUGUAGGUCGUCCUUACUGUUUAGCUUAGCUCGACGAAUCCUUUGUAGUUUUUAAUUUUAAUUUGAGAACAAUAUUUUUAUAUAAUAAUUGUCUAUAAAUGACUUUAUAUUCC